AUGGCUGCACCCCUUCUUGCACCGCCAGGACCCGACAGUUUCAAGAAGUUCAACAGGGAAUCUUUGGCGGCCCUUGAACAGCGCAUCAAUGAGGAGAAAAAGAAAAAGCCACCCAAGCAGGACAGCAGUUACCGUGACGAUGAUGACGAGAACAAGCCGAAGCCUAACAGUGACCUGGAGGCUGGCAAGAGCCUGCCCUACAUCUAUGGGGACAUCCCACCAGGACUGGUGGCGGUACCACUGGAGGAUCUAGACCCAUUCUACGUGAACUCUCAGAAAACAUUUAUAGUGCUAAAUAAAGGGAAGACAAUCUUCCGUUUUAGUGCCACACCUGCCUUGUACUUCAUAAGCCCUUUUAAUCCAAUUAGGCGAUUCGCAAUUAAAAUUUUGAUACAUUCCCUUUUCAGCAUGAUCAUUAUGUGUACAAUUUUGACCAACUGUAUAUUCAUGACCUUUAGCGAUCCUCCAGAAUGGUCCAAACAAGUAGAGUACACAUUCACGGGAAUUUAUACAUUUGAGUCUCUUGUAAAAAUCACAGCACGAGGAUUCUGUAUAGAUGGGUUUACAUUCCUUCGAGAUCCAUGGAACUGGCUGGACUUCAUGGUCAUUUCUAUGGCAUAUAUAACAGAGUUUGUGGACCUGGGCAAUGUAUCUGCGCUGAGAACGUUCAGAGUUCUCCGAGCACUCAAAACAAUCUCUGUCAUUCCAGGACUGAAGACCAUUGUGGGCGCCCUGAUCCAGUCCGUGAAGAAGCUCUCAGACGUGAUGAUCCUGACUGUCUUCUGCCUCAGUGUGUUUGCCCUCAUCGGCCUGCAGCUCUUCAUGGGAAAUCUCCGUCAGAAGUGUGUGAUCUGGCCCAUCAACACCACUGAGAGCUACCUGGCCAAUGGCAGCAGGGGCUUCGACUGGGACGAGUACAUCAUGAACGAAACGAACUUCUACUUCCUGCCUGGUCAGUUAGAUGCCCUUCUGUGUGGAAACAGCUCGGACUCUGGCCGCUGCCCAGAGGGAUUCAUGUGCAUGAAAGCUGGGAGGAAUCCAAACUACGGCUACACCAGCUUUGACAGCUUUGGCUGGGCUUUCCUCGCUCUCUUCAGGCUCAUGACACAGGAUUUCUGGGAAAAUCUGUAUAUGCUGACCCUGAGAGCUGCUGGGAAAACAUACAUGAUCUUCUUUGUGCUGGUCAUCUUUGUGGGCUCCUUCUAUUUGGUCAAUCUCAUUCUGGCUGUGGUUGCUAUGGCCUAUGAGGAGCAGAACCAGGCCACAAUGGAAGAGGCGCAACAAAAAGAAGAGGAAUUUAAAGCUAUGCUGGAGCAGCUCAAAAAACAACAGGAAGAAGCCCAAACUGCUGCUAUGGCAACCUCUGCGGGUACAGUUUCAGAGGAUGCAGUAGAAGACGAUGGAGGGGGGCAUCUAUCAUGCAGUUCUUCAGAGAUGUCAAAACUUAGCUCCAAGAGUGCCAAAGAACGCCGCAAUCGUAAGAAGAAGUGGCGUCAGAAAGAGCAGGAGAAAGAGAAAGGUGACAGUGAGAAGUUUGUCAAAUCUGAGUCGGAUGACGGCAGCAAAAGAAGUCGCUUCCGGUUCCCUGAUAACCGCCUUGGUCGAAAGUCUUCCAUUAUGAACCAAUCACUCCUCAGCAUCCCAGGCUCACCUUUCCUAUCCAGACACAACAGUAAGAGCAGCAUCUUCAGCUUCAAGGGCCGCAGUAAGGACGUGGGCUCGGAGAAUGAGUUUGCCGAUGAUGAGCACAGCACAGUGGAGGAGUGUGAGGAGAGGAGGGGGUCCUUGUUCAGCCCAUACAGACGGAACAGCUACACUGGCUUUCAUGGCAAGAGGAAUAGCACGGUCGACUGCAACGGCGUGGUGUCCCUCAUCGGCCCUGGGCCCGGUGGACGCCUUCUGCCUGAGCCCACUACUGAGGUUGAGGUGAAGAAGAAGCUGUCGGGCUCCCUGAUGGUGUCUGUGGACCAGCUCAAUACCUCCUUUGGGCGGAAAGAGCGGGCCAACAGUAUCAUGAGCGUCACACUAGUGGAGGAACUGGAGGAGUCUCAGCGCAAGUGUCCCCCUUGCUGGUAUAAGUUUGCUAACACUUUCCUGAUCUGGGAGUGCUCCCCUAUGUGGAUCAAGAUCAAGGAGAUUGUGAACCUUAUAGUGAUGGACCCCUUUGUGGAUUUAGCCAUUACUAUUUGUAUUGUUCUCAACACCCUCUUCAUGGCAAUGGAGCAUUACCCGAUGACCACUGACUUUGAAGAUAUGCUGUCGGUGGGCAAUCUGGUGUUCACGGGGAUCUUUGCCGGGGAGAUGCUCUUUAAACUCGUGGCCAUGGAUCCGUAUUAUUACUUCCAAGAGGCAUGGAACUGCUUUGACGGGUUCAUUGUGACGCUGAGUUUAGUAGAGCUGGCUCUGGCUGACGUCGAGGGUCUCUCAGUCCUGCGGUCAUUCCGUUUGCUGAGAGUAUUUAAGCUGGCUAAAUCAUGGCCCACCCUAAACAUGCUGAUCAAAAUUAUUGGUAACUCAGUGGGAGCCUUGGGAAACCUCACCUUGGUGCUGGCCAUUAUUGUCUUCAUCUUUGCUGUGGUGGGAAUGCAGCUGUUUGGCAAAAGCUACAAAGACUGUGUGUGUAAGAUUGCCCUGGACUGCGAGCUGCCCCGCUGGCACAUGAAUGACUUCUUCCAUUCAUUUUUGAUCGUCUUCCGGGUAUUGUGUGGAGAGUGGAUUGAGACCAUGUGGGACUGCAUGGAGGUCGCUGGUCAGGCGAUGUGCCUCAUUGUCUUUAUGAUGGUCAUGGUCAUCGGUAAUUUAGUGGUGUUGAACUUGUUUCUUGCCUUGCUGCUGAGCUCAUUCAGUGCUGACAAUUUAGCAGCCACAGAUGAUGAUGGGGAACCAAACAACCUACAGAUUUCAGUCAUGCGUAUCAAGAAAGGAAUUGCCUGGUUUAAAGCAAAGAUGCGAAUUCUGAUGGCCAGUUUAUUAAGAAAACCCCUUAUGGAGGAUGAGCAAAAACCACUGGAAGACAUGUAUGGAAAUAAAGUGAACUGCAUUGCUAAUCACACUGGAGUAGACAUCAACCGAGACCUGGAUUACACUAAGAAUGGUAAUGGGACGACCAGUGGCAUUGGUAGCAGCGUUGGCAAGUAUGUGCUGGACGAUGCCCACAUGUCGUUCAUCCACAACCCAAACCUGACUGUCUGUGUCCCCAUUGCUGUGGGAGAGUCAGACUUCGAGAAUCUCAAUACAGAGGACUUCAGCAGCGAGUCAGACAUCGAAAACAGUAAAGAGGUGGGUCUUCUAGGUCUGUGCAGAAUUAUACAUAUUGCCCUUGCUGUUCCAAUAGUUUUAUUUUCAUCGGAGGGCAGCACCAUAGAUAUAAAGCCAGAUGUGGAGGAAGUAGUUGUUGUGGAAACGGUAGAGGAGUACAUGGAACCUGAGCCAUGCUGGACAGAUGCGUGUGUGGCCAAAUACAAGUGCUGCGAUGUGGACAUCACAAUGGGCUGGGGGAAGAGCUGGUGGUUCCUGAGGAAAACAUGUUACCUGAUUGUCGAACACAACUGGUUUGAGACCCUCAUCAUCUUCAUGAUCCUUCUCAGUAGUGGUGCCCUGGCCUUUGAGGAUGUGUACAUUGAACAGAGGAAGACCGUUCGAACUAUUUUGGAGUACGCUGACAAGGUGUUCACCUACAUAUUCAUCCUGGAGAUGUUGCUCAAAUGGGUAGCCUAUGGGUUUGUGAAGUACUUCACCAAUGCCUGGUGUUGGCUGGACUUCUUCAUUGUUGAUGUGUCUAUAGUCAGCCUUGUAGCUAAUGCGCUGGGCUACUCCGAUCUAGGGCCCAUUAAAUCACUCAGGACACUAAGGGCCUUGAGACCCCUCAGAGCCUUGUCACGUUUUGAAGGGAUGAGGGUGGUAGUCAACGCCUUGGUGGGUGCCAUCCCUUCCAUUAUGAAUGUGUUGCUGGUGUGCCUCAUCUUUUGGCUGAUUUUCAGUAUAAUGGGGGUCAAUCUGUUUGCGGGCAAGUACUACUUUUGUUUCAAUGAAACAUCAGAGGAGUACUUUCCUGUUGAUAUCGUCAAUAACAAAACACAAUGUGAGGAGCUUAUCAGAAAUAAUUUCUCGGAGGUCCGGUGGAAGAAUGUCAAGAUCAACUUUGACAAUGUGGGAGCUGGAUACCUCGCCCUCCUACAAGUGGCAACAUUUAAGGGAUGGAUGGACAUCAUGUAUGCAGCUGUUGAUUCUAGAAAUGUGGAAGAGCAGCCGGACUAUGAAGUCAACAUUUAUAUGUACAUCUAUUUUGUCAUUUUCAUCAUUUUUGGCUCCUUCUUCACUCUCAACCUGUUCAUUGGUGUGAUCAUUGACAAUUUCAACCAACAGAAGAAAAAGUUUGGAGGUCAGGAUAUCUUUAUGACAGAGGAACAGAAAAAAUAUUAUAAUGCCAUGAAAAAAUUGGGCUCCAAAAAGCCUCAAAAACCUAUUCCACGACCGCAGAACAAGAUCCAGGGGAUGGUGUUUGACUUUGUGACACAGCAGGUCUUUGACAUCUCCAUCAUGAUCCUCAUUUGCCUCAACAUGGUAACUAUGAUGGUGGAAACAGACGAUCAGUCCGAUGAAACAGAGAUGGUCCUGUACUGGGUCAACUUCAUCUUCAUUGUAGUCUUUACAAUGGAGUUCCUGCUCAAACUCUUUGCUCUUCGCCAUUACUAUUUUACUAAUGGCUGGAAUAUUUUUGAUGUGGUGGUUGUCAUCCUGUCUAUUGUUGGUAUGUUCCUCGCAGACCUGAUUGAGAAGUACUUUGUGUCUCCGACCCUGUUCAGGGUGAUCCGUUUAGCUCGUAUUGGUCGUAUUCUUCGUCUCAUUAAAGGAGCCAAAGGAAUCCGAACCCUACUCUUUGCUCUGAUGAUGUCACUGCCCGCUCUGUUCAACAUUGGUCUGCUCCUCUUUCUGGUCAUGUUCAUCUUCUCAAUCUUUGGCAUGUCUAACUUUGGCUAUGUGAAGCAUGGAGCAGGAAUAGAUGACUUGUAUAACUUUGAAACAUUUGGCAACAGUAUGAUCAUCUUGUUCAUGAUUACUACAUCUGCCGGUUGGGAUGGUUUGUUAUUACCCAUCCUUAAUUACCCACCCGACUGUGACCCUAACCUGGAGAAUCCCGGUACUUCUGUUAAAGGUGACUGUGGAAAUCCAUCAGUGGGAAUCUUCUUUUUCGUGAUGUACAUUAUCAUUUCUUUCCUUAUUGUUGUUAACAUGUACAUUGCCAUCAUUCUGGAGAACUUCAGCGUGGCGACGGAGGAAAGUGCAGAUCCCCUCAGUGAGGACGACUUUGAGACAUUUUAUGAGAUUUGGGAGAAAUUUGAUCCAACUGCCUCUCAGUUUAUCACUUUUGCUAAACUGUCUGACUUUGCUGAUGCAUUAGAGCACCCACUGCGUGUGCCAAAGCCAAACACUAUAGAACUAAUUGCCAUGGACAUGCCAAUGGUCAGUGGUGACCGCAUUCACUGCCUGGACAUCCUGUUUGCUUUUACAAAGCGUGUGUUGGGUGACAGUGGUGAGUUGGACAUGCUAAGGCAGCAGAUGGAGGAGCGUUUUGUGGCAGCCAACCCCUCCAAAGUAUCGUACGAACCAAUCACCACCACCCUGCGCCGCAAACAGGAAGAUGUCUCUGCCAGAACUAUCCAGAAUGCUUAUCGAGCCCACCUCAUCAGGCGUGGAAUCAUCUUCAAGCGCAUCUUUUCGAGCAAACUUGAAAAUGGUGGAAACCAGGAAAAGAAGGAGAGCACACCCUCUACUGCCUCUCUUCCUUCUUACGACAGUGUAACCAAACCUGACAAAGAGAAACAGGAUGACAACCGAGAGAAGGACAAAAACCAAAAAGAUGAAUGGGAAUCUAAAUGUUAGUGUUUAAUGACACUAUUAAACGCAGUGAUAUCAGACACUGAGCCUAAAAAUAUUGACCCAACAAAUAUAGAAAAGUGAAUAUUUGAACGUAAUAACAACAAAACGGACAAAAAAUUGUUUACAGACUCAAAUGCAAUUGAGGCAGUGUGGUUUCAUAUGUCGUCUUAGACAGCUGAACCAAAUGCAAUCAGUUUACUGAAGAACUUUGCUGCCCAGAGACCAUGUAAUGAGAAGCAGAAACAGUAACUCACAGUGUGCUGGCCAAUGACACAUAUUUCUUUGGGGACCAACUGCCAAGGCACAGAAUUCUAUGUUUAUUGAUUGGAGAAACUGCAUAUCCCUGCCACCACCGAGCGUGGACCGCAGCAUAUUGCUGCUACACGACCAGAUCAUACAGAUCCUCAAUGAACUGACAAAGCAGUCUACAGGAGGGUCUAAAACAGUUUGCCAUCAACAAAGAAUUACAAUAAUCAACCAAGUAAAAUUAGUUAGGAAAAUAAUCUAGUGAGGCAAGGGAAACCUGGAACCGUAGACAAAGAUUUUUUUAUUUGUUAGCUAAAUACACUUGCAUUUUCUCAUUCUUUGAGCAGCAAAAAAGAAGGACAUUUAGCCCAUGUCACUAGUUCUUUCAUCAUCUUUGUUAUACUGACAUUGAAGAAGGUAUUUUCUACAUGGGCUUUCACACUGACCAGUUAGGGGUCAUUAGUCAUUGUGUUGACUUGGGCUGAAGGAGACUUGCUCAGAUUGAGUUUCAAAUAAAUAAUUAUUGUGCUCGUU
Molecule: messenger RNA, 6660 nt
Organism: Boleophthalmus pectinirostris (great blue-spotted mudskipper)
Lineage: Eukaryota; Metazoa; Chordata; Actinopteri; Gobiiformes; Gobiidae
Gene: scn8aa
Product: sodium channel, voltage gated, type VIII, alpha subunit a
Exons: 26
Coding region: 1-5883 (1960 amino acids)
Biological process (GO): neuronal action potential; sodium ion transmembrane transport; membrane depolarization during action potential
Cellular component (GO): axon; voltage-gated sodium channel complex; plasma membrane
Molecular function (GO): voltage-gated sodium channel activity
Source: RefSeq, a predicted model, not a curated record